AUGCUUCACCGUGCCAUGAGUGCACGAUGCCAUCCGGCUCAGGAGACCAUCCCAGCUUUAAUGGCGAGGAGCGAAGGCAAGUCGAAAUUCACGUGCUCUUGGUUUCUGAGACCGACCCAUACUGACCCCGCCGCAGCCUCGCCGGUUUGCCCUCUGCGGCAUCGUGGCUUGUCAGGGAAAGCGUGGCCUGGAUCUGAGCUCUUAAAGUCAAAAAGGCCGCAAGCCACCGCAGAGGUCUGCAGUCUCGUUGAGGCGUCCCUUUACGCCACCGUCCUGCAAGAUGCUGGCCUAGACACAAGCAUCGAAGAGGCCCUCCCUCCCAGACUUGACGCGUCCUUGGUCUUCUCGGCCGGAAUCGGUCGUAUUCAUGCACCAUGUUGCCAGAUAUGCCAGCUGUCGCUUCCAUCUCGCAAGAGUUACAUCCCAUCGAAGUUCUGCAGCAAAUGCACCCGCCACUCACUGCCAUGA
Symbiodinium sp. CCMP2592 is the source of this 468-nucleotide messenger RNA. The record is from the annotation of a GenBank genome assembly. NCBI's taxonomy places the organism in Eukaryota, Dinophyceae, Suessiales, Symbiodiniaceae.